AUGCAGGGUGGGACAUACAGAGCACAGGGAAAGGGCACCCCUGAGAAUGACAAGACUGAUGGGAGGCCAUUCAGUUUCCCUGGCAGCAUCGCUGAAGUUGAUGCUGGUGGUUGUCUACCCUGUGGAGGAGGCAGGCAAGGCGGGGUGAGAGGAGAGCUCCUCCUUGGAAGUCAUGCGGUCUGUAGGGACAGCAGCCAUCUCUUUGUCCCUUUCUCCAGCAGCCUGUGCCUGAACCAUGGCAGCAGUCUUGGGGGCUUCUGUGUUGGCCCUGUUGCUGGGAUGGACACCCCAGUGCUGUUGCUGGCUAGCAACUUCGGAACACUAAAUUUCCCUAGGCCUGGGCCCUGUUUUGAGAGAGAAGCCUCGGUGUUUAGCCCAACAUUAGGGAGUUUUGUUUCCUGUUGUUUUUAUGACAAAACCCCAGCACAGGUAUUUAAGAGCCAAAUGCCGUGCUUGUGGAGGGAAGGGAGAAUCCUUUCUAAACAGAUCCUGGGACUUUUCCUUACGGAUUUGCAUGUACAGUGAGGCAGGGAGCAAUGAUGUCCACUCUGAGACCCGAGGUGCCCAUAAAAUUGGGUAUUCCAAAAGACUAAAAAGACUGUUUAAAUCAUCCUUUAUUAUUUAUUGCCUGUCAGGUGCUGUAUUGGAUAGCAUUCCCAUUUCACAGAUGAGGAAACAGGCUCAGAGGAUAAGUGGUGUGCUGGGAUUACUGGGCACAUAAAUAGCAGAAUUGGGAUUCAAACUUUGGAGUCUAACUCUAAAGCCCUUGCUCUUAACUAUCGAUAUUGUCUUCCUGAUCUUUUAUAAUGGAAGCUUUCAAACUUUUUGGACUUCAAUCUACAAUAAGAAAUUUAUUUUACAUGUUCUUGUAUAUGUGUAACAAUAUAUUUAUAAGACAAACAUUAUGCAACAAUGUACACCUGUGUAUGUGAGGCACUCUGAUGUUUUCUAUUCUAUUCCAUCUUUUCAAUUUCAUUCUAUUUAUGCAAAAUGGAUGUUGGUUGGGAGCCAUUAAGUUAAUUUAAUGACCCACUAAUGAGUAGCAUUGGAAAACUACUGUCUGUAAGACAUGCAAGCAUGUUUCAGUGUUGUGCGAGUGUAAGUAUUUUGGGAUGAUGUUUUACCAGUAGCAUGUGUAAAGAGACUAAGAGUAUCGUGUAAAAGCUGGAAUCACUAGAGCCCUGAAGAAGAAAGAUCCUGGCUAGAAGUGAGGCUGAGCUGUUAAUUAUGUUGACUACAGUUCAUGGUUCUCAGACUGGGAACUCUUCCCUCUUCUUGGGGGCAUCACCACCUCUCCGCUGUCUACCCGGAAAUCCUGAUAAUCUCUUUGGGGUUUUAGUAAAAGACUGAAACAAACGUUGGGGGAUUUCAACAGGCUUUAACAGGCUCACUUGCUUGACAAUAUAACAUAGGGUCUUGAUGUUUUGGUGUGAGGAGGGAUCUUUGAAAUGCUGAGAGAGACUUAGGGUCUUUUCCCAGCAUCUCUACUGGUGGUUUUCCAGCCUCGGGCUCCAUUGCUUGGCUGAGAUCCUGGCCCAUUGUAGAAUCUGUGUAGAGGAAAUGGAGUUCACUAUUUGUAAGGCAGCCUGUUAUACUCUUGGACAGCUUUAAAUAUAACAGUCAGUGAUUGAGCCAUAAUCCAAUUAGGUAUUGAUUGGACACCAACUGCGUACCAGGCUCGGUAUCAAGCACCAGGAACACAAAGAUAAAUACACCUUGGUUUCUGCUAUCAACUGCUCUGUUCUCCUACUUCCAUACUGCUGUUUUUCUGUUAUGGGUUUGUUUAGUUCAUUCAUUCAUAUAUUCAUUCAAUAAAUCAUGUGCUGGUUAUCUACUCUGACCAGGUCCAGUGCUGAGCCUGGAGGAGGUAUCAUGCCCACCCCACCGUCACCCUAACCCUUCUCUCUGUGAGCCUCCCCACUCACAGUUUCUCUAGUUUCUUCACACAGCAGUUUUUCAGACCUCUGGUUUUCCCUGCCACUGAGCUCGGAAACCUUUUAGUUUGUCAUUGGCCUUCUUAAAGCCAGUCGGUACCCGGAAUGAUAGGAAUAGAGUAGAUUUCUUUCUGAAGUUUUAAACUGAAUAUUUUAACUGAAAACUUUUGGCAGUGUUUUAUAUGCAAACGACACUGCAGAGCAUUAUAUUUUCCCCCCUAAGUAGGAGAUUUUAUUAAACUUAGACACAUGCACAUUAAAACACUUUCAGUAUAAGGAAGAAGGGUAGUUUAUUCCCUCCAAAUUUGACUACAGCUCUAAAUUUUCUUUAUUAAUGCAAAGUUCUUUUGUCACCUUGACUUUGGGACACUGUUACCAAACCUUGUGGGAAAUAUCAAGUUCCAAAAACUUGAAUACAGGGAGGAAACAAGUACUUUUGGGGCCCUAGAGUGAACAUUUGGUCCAUAUGAAAUGACCAGGAAGACUAUUAUAUGAAGGUUACCUCAUGAAUUGUGCUAAGUCAGUCUCUUCCCAUAAGACAUGUUCAAAGUUUUAAUAUUUCCAUGAGAGGUUUCCAUGGGAAGCAAGCAUUUGAUAAUUCACCAUUUAAAUAAGAAAAACACCAUCAUACACUGCUUGAAAAGUUUUGAUCUUUUAUUAUGUAAAACAUUUUUAUUAUAUAAUAUUUAAGACAUACAAAAACAUAUGAAGAAAAUUCGGAUGAAAACCUAUGAAUAUAUCACCAAGGUUAAGAAAUAAUACAAUUGAGCGCUAUUGCAUUUAUGACUAAGUUAAUUUAUUAAGCAUUAAAACAUUUGGAUUAUUCCACUCAAGAUAUUGGGUUAGGGAGAAGUUUAGCAGGGACAUCUAUCAAUUUUCCUAAUGCAAAAGAUUUAAUUCCUAGAUAUUUAUUUGGUCCACAUUGUUUUCCUCUUGGAACUUGUAACAUUUUUUAUUGUUCCUUUUUUCUUAUAAUGUACUGACAAUGACUUUGCAUAUUGCAAACCCACAUGUCUAAUUUAUCAGAGGUUCUGAUUAGAGGAUAUUUCUGCAUCAAAGGUCAAAUGUAACAAGGUAUCAUCAUUUGCAAGUAACUGUAGAAGCCUCUAUUAUUUAUUUGGCUUGAUCUUUAAGGACUCUAGUUCCUUAUUUAUUUAUCAUAUGUGUUUUAAUCACACUGGAAAUAAUAUCAAACACUGAAUAACUUUUAUUUAUAAGACUUCUUAGCAAUAUAUUAUAGUCCAUGUAGAUACUAAAUGAAGAUAUCAACAUUUUUCUAUGGGUCAGUACUUUUACUUUUUAAAGACAUUAAAGCAUACCAAAUCAUCUUAAAAAUAUUACCACUAAAGCUCAACAUUCACCUGCCUGAAUAUGCAGACAUUAUGGCUAAUGUUAAAUACUAAACAUGGUGAGAAUUUUCUGAAACACUGGUUUCAGAGAGCUGUCAUCCACAGAAUCAGGGGCUAAGUAGUUGUUCAUCUUUAUGGUAUAGCUUUAGUUCUGUAUAACAAAGAUUUACUGAGUACUUACAAUGUGCUGGGCCCUGAGCUGGGUGCUGGAGACAGAGAGGGGAGACAUUCAUGAACCCUUCUCUUGAGUCUCUGUAGUUAGAGCAUCACCCUUUGUCUGUAGAGUGUAUGAUUUUGCACUUACCCUCUCUAGAAUCAAUGGUUACUGAAUAUGGUAUGUAAGAUGAACAGUAUAAUAUUGUUUUGAAUAGAGAGGAUACUUUAGAUAGAACCCAAUGAUAGAACCUAAAGUGAAGAGUAUAAUUUUGGUGUGUGGUUGGUAGAAUAACUGUAACAUAAUCUAACUUAAACCUUCUACAUCAAUUGUCGUUUUGUUGCUUUAACUGAUGUUGUAUUCCUAAUGACUGUAUUAUUUAGAUUUACAUUUUGAAAAAUGGAUCACAAAGAUACUAUAACACAUAUAUAUGUAUAUGUGGGU
Microcebus murinus (gray mouse lemur) is the source of this 3881-nucleotide messenger RNA. The record is from RefSeq and is a predicted model, not a curated record. NCBI's taxonomy places the organism in Eukaryota, Metazoa, Chordata, Mammalia, Primates, Cheirogaleidae.